This is a messenger RNA of Notolabrus celidotus (New Zealand spotty), 9124 nucleotides long. RefSeq lists its product as uncharacterized. NCBI's taxonomy places the organism in Eukaryota, Metazoa, Chordata, Actinopteri, Labriformes, Labridae. The transcript is spliced from 25 exons. Gene Ontology annotation, molecular function: guanyl-nucleotide exchange factor activity. The record is from RefSeq and is a predicted model, not a curated record. The coding region runs from base 329 to 7030 and encodes 2233 amino acids.
UACACAGAAGGCAGAGAGGCAGAUACAGAAGCAUAGAGAGCACAGUGAAUCAGAGACAUGGAGUAAGAGGACAGAAGGAAAAUCAAAGACUCAGUGCAUCUUAAGCGCAGCUCAGCUGGGGACCUUCCGAAUGCUCAUUCAGCUGGCUUAUGAUUGUCCUCACUUGCUCAGCUGUGAACGAGAGUCUGGCCAGAAUGGAUUUCAUUUUGGUCAAACAGCCACGGACCAGGAGCGGCAGCAGCUCUGCAGAUUAUUAUAACUCCGCUUGGAUUAUUUCAGAGACUUCUGCUCUUGUGAUGAACGGAAAUGAGAGCUUGCAGAAAGGAAGAUGAACCUUGAUUCUUUGGAGGGCUCGAUCCAGAACCUGCUGUCUGUGCUGUAUCCGCCCUUCGAGGCCACUGCCCCAACUCUUCUCAGCCAGCUCUUUCAAAUCAUUGAAAGUCGAUACCAGGGAGAUGCCCUACGGUGCCUGCUGGACUUUUUGGUCCCAGCUAAGCACAUUUUAGACACUGUGCAGCAGGCUGCUUGUGCUCCGUACUUUGAUGCUCUCUUCUUGUGUGAGGGCUGGCCUCUGUGUUUACGUGACCAAGUUGUUCUCCACCUCGCUCCCAUCAGCCCCCUACAACUUCAGCCUGGCGACUUUUACCUCCAGGUCGCACCCUUUUGUGACCAAUCAGCUCGAAUCGUGGUCUGCAGCCUCCUGGAAGAAGAGGGGCUUAUAAUAGAGGUAGUUGAGGAGACUCCAAUCCCUGAGACUUCUUAUCCUUGUAUAUUCAGCUGUGACUGGUUAGAGGAGAUCAACCGAGGCCGCCAUGGCACGCCUCUCAGCCAAUGCCUUCUUGCCACAGAGAAGGGUGUGGUGAGGUUACCAUGGGAACGGGUGGCCGUGCCUGACUUUGUGGAUGUGCCACAGUGUGCUGGGAGUAGCAUGGCCUCUGCUCCUCCUGCACAUCCUCCUUUAGCUCCUCUGCUUCCUCUUCCAUCUCCUCUUCCUCAUCCUGACGACUCUCCUAAUCAUUCUUCGCCCCUUUCUCCUUUAAAAGAAUCUGCACCAAAGGAUUAUCCCGUGACCAUUAAAAAUCCCAUUUCAUCCUCUUCUUCACAUCCCUCUGCCUUCUCUGUGGAGACAAGAAUACGUCCAGCAAAGCACGGCAUUGCUGUGUCACUCCGCCUGGUGGAUUCUAGGGCUGCUUCUUCAUCUAGUCUGGCAAAAGUGCAAGAGACUGAAUCAGAGCCCAAGCUUAUUGGGUGGGUGUCUCCUAACUCCUCGGACAGUUGCUUAAGUGAAAGAGGUCCAAAUACAGCCCCAAAAGUCAGCACUUCAGAAGGUAUAUGCUCUCCUGUAUGUGUAGAUGUGAACGGAUGUAAAGAUGAAGAUAUAGAGCAAGACAAAAAUAUAGAUACAAAUAUUAAAGGGCCAGUAGGUCAAGUUCCUGCAGAAGGGGAAUAUAUUGAUAUUCUGCAGGCAACCAUGCUUUUCAGUAAAGCUCAGAAAGUAAAAGAAGAAAAACAGAAAUUAGACAUGCAAAUGCAAUCAAAUGAUCAAAUCAAACCACAAAUGCAAAGAUAUCCACAAAGAUGCGCACAAAUGCAACCACACGCGCAAAUGCAGCCAUACGGGUCGACACAAAGACAGCCAAACGCACAGAUAUCAUCUCAGACACAGUCACAGGCACACUUGAAGUUUCCUGCUGAAACACAAAGUCACUGUAGACCAGAGGCGGCUGCAUCAAUGAGGCUCGGUACGUCCACAGAAGGGCAACCUCUAUCUGCUCCCCAUCAUUCCCAGUCCCAGUCCCAUCACCCUUACCCGGACACCCUAGAUACCUCUCAGUGUGUCCGCACUGUCCGAUUCUCUGAGAAACCCUGUACCCCGUGCAUGAGAAGAAGACAGGGUGGGAAGGUCUCCAAAGCUCAGGAGCUGAGGUGUCGGUACAGGGAUUCCUACCAGGCUGCUAUCCAAAACCCUGUCGCCUUUGGACGGGAGAAAGAGAAGGACAAUAUGUCAGCUGUGAUGGAGGAGGAUGGUGAGUUCUCACAGUGUGAUGACAGACUGAAACUACCAGAGACUAAAAUGAGGGAUCCGUGGUGUGCCAUUCAAGGAAAGUGGUUUGAUCCUGGGAUGCAACGGCAGUCUGCUUCAUCUGUCAGUGGAGGCAUAUGUAUGGAGUCGGGAGAGAAAAACACUGUGCCGUAUUGGAAAGCAGGGGAUAAAAACACUGCUCCCUGUAUGGAUUACAGAGAAACUAGUGUUUCAACAUUUGGUGGGAUGCCUGCACAGUCAUCUGAAAGGACCACUAUGUCAUUAAGAGAACCAAGGGACUCACAUUCUGCAAAAACUUUUAGUAAUUUUCCCAAUGACAAUGUGAAUGGGUCAAACUUAGCAGUAGGUAGCAGUAUAAACUCCAACAGAGCUCUGUCAAGCUCAAAUGUUCCUCAACAGUCAGAUGUUAUCUCUGCUAAACACAAACACAUGUCAUCAGCCGGUACAAAUCAAGUUUCAGACACUAAGGUGAACCUAAAACCUUGUGAAAGGCUAAGAAGCAGAAACAAUUCCAUGGGAGUGAAUCCAAACUUUUCAAAGUCUCUGUCAGCACCACCUAACAGAACACGAUCCACGUCAGAUGGCAGGUGUUCAUCCCUCUCCACAGCUGUGGUGGACACCUCAGAGAAGUGUCAGCUUGUCAUUGUUGAAGGUAAAAAUGUUCGGAGAAGAGAAGCUACAGACUUCAGUGCAGAGCUUCCUCAGCUGCAUGUGGUGAAAUGCAAACACAGCACAGCCUUCCGACUGGUGUCACCCAAGGUCAACAGGAAGAACAAAGCCAUUGCUGACAGUGCUCAGCCUGAGUGUUUGACCGUAACCAGUAGAAAUGACCAUCAGAUGAAGAACCCGUCACAGACAGGUGCACCGCUGGAAACAGAGACAGCAACUGUCUCUCAGCCUGUCUCCGCUCGCCCCAGACCUGACCACCUCCCCCUGGGAUCCCCUGACCCUAAAGCUCACCCUCUUUAUUUAGGAGUGGCUUCUCUUACAGGCGGCCGAGACAGGACAGGCAGGACAAUCGUUGAACUCUAUGGAGACCACCAGGGAUGGAGAUCAGCUAUUACAAGCAUGGAGCUCUACACAAUGCUGCACUACUUCCACUCUAUAACCAGGAGAGAAAUCAGAGAAGCUGGAAUGACGCUCAUUUUUGAUGCAAGGAAAACAAACCCUCAACCACAGCUCUAUAAAGCCUUAAUGACACUUCAGGAGCAGACUUUCCAGGCCGUUAACAGCUUCGUGCUGCUCUUCGACAAGGACAACAGCCCUCGGCCUGAGCAGUGUCCUGGGAUCCAGACUGAAAUGGUGACAUCAAUGAAAGCCUUGCUCAAGCUGGUGGAGGUGAGUCAGCUGAGCUUCCGUCUAGAUGGCACAUUGUCUCACAGCACCUGUGACUGGAUGGAGCUGCAUCAGAAACUCUUCCCAUUUGUGUCUGAUCUUCAUGAGGCGUCCAACCUCCUAUUGAGAGCCAUCAGUAAGUUAGAGGAGCCUCACAGGACAGACUGUGUGCAGACUGUACAGCAGUGCAUGAUGGACCAGAGGACUCUGAUGCAGGAUGUACUGGAGGACAGUCGAUUGGUCAGCCUGCAGAGGGAGGGCGGUGCUAUGCUGGCGAGGCUGAGGAAGGAGAGUGACCUCAAGUACCCCAACUGCGAGGACCUCAGUGAUGCAGUGGACUCAGUGACCAGCUUAUACAACCUCGUGGAGGAGCAAGCUCAUGUUCUUGUGCAGAGGUCCAACUUGUCACUGGAGCACCUGAAGUAUCUGCUGCAAGUUAGAGAAAUGGAGGGGCACUUCUUGCAGAUGCAGCAGUGGUUAGACGUAGAGGGAGAGCGACACCUGCUGGAUGCUGCAUCAGUUGAAGAGUCUGGAGACAGAAUGGAGCAGAUCCUCAACAGCUUUACUGGCUUCCUUAUUGAUGCAAACGACCGGAGGCAGCAUGCCAUGACUUUGGUGUCAGAGGCAGAGCGCCUCCAGCUGAGUGGGUCAGCCUACCUGGAGACAGAAGCCUUUUGGACUCUGGUCUGCACCUUCAAGACGGGCCUGGAGGACUUUCUCUGUAGGGCUGAGGAGUGUGGCAGGGAGCUGCAGACCAUGGUCAACGUUUGUGAUUUUUGUGAGCAGGCUACAGCUCUUGCAAGUGAAUGCAUUGAGUACUUGGACCAGAGUCUCUCUGGAAAGCACACAUUGAAAGGCCAUGAUGAAACUUCGACACAUAUAAAUCAAACAAAUGAUCAGUCAACACAUCACCAAAGCCAAGAGUCUGGACCAACCAAAGCAUCCCUCUGCCCAUCUUAUGCUCCUGCAGCUCAUUGCUCCGAUCCAACAAUGGUCGACGUAUUACUGACAGAAAGUGACAACUCUGUGCUCCAGACUUUCCAAGACAAGUUCCUACAAUUCAGCCCAGAGAGAUUUCAGGAGGUGAAAGUCCAGGCCGGCUCCCUGCAGGGCUCCAAGGGGAUGCGGGUCUGGAAUGUAGCCUGGCUCAAAUGCCAUGAGGCCAGACAGCAGCUUCAGGAGAGGAUGCAGGAUGCUAUCGAAGUUUUCCAACAACCAGAAUCUGGCAGUCAGUGUGAACAUUAUGUUGAUGUGGUGAGCACUAAUGCCCAGACACUGCCCCCUGGUGGCCAGAGUCUGGUGGUACAAUCAACACCUGGGCCUCGACACCCGCAGUGGGAGGGCAUCAUAACUGGAGCUGUGGAUAUAGGGAAGAGAAGGCCUAUUCUGGGCAGUAACAGCACUAAUUCAACACCUUUAGCCUGCUGUAACAUCAAUGCCAAAGCUGAGGAUAGCAGUGAUGCUGGGAACAGCCAGGGGUCAAAGGUCACUCCACAGUCACCUAAAAGGUCAGUAAGAAAAACAGAACGAGAGACAAGAAGGAGACAGGCUAGCAGAGCGAGGAGUGAGAGGGAUGCUGCUGCCCUGUCUCAGUCACACACUGUCGGAUGUCAGUGGUUCCCAUGGGGGCGAGGUCUUGGACUGAGGUCUGUCAGCCAAGACUCAUGCACCCCAAGAGUACCAACAGCAGAGUCACCCUCUCCUCCAGAGCAUCAGGUCCGAUCCCCGUCAUCCUGCUCCCACCACGGUCAGCCAUCUUGUCGGAUCCUUCAGGAAGCUCAGAAGUUCCAGAUCUCCCGCCACGGGAGCUUCUGCUCUGAAGACUCCUGCUUGAGCGGCCGGGCAGCUGCAGGGGCUGAUGGGACUAUGAGCUGCAAACACUCCAGCCUGCCUAUUGGAAGAUAUGAGGGGGUGUUUAGUUUGGCAAGUCCUCAAGAGAGUGCCAGCAAUGCCAUGAGGUUGCAGCGUGUCCUGGAGGAGCUGGUGUUCACAGAAAGGGAAUAUGUACGUUCACUAGGUUACAUCCUGACCCACUACCACCCCCUGCUGGACAAACCAGACAUUCCUCAGGACCUCAGAGGAAAGCGAGGUGUCAUCUUUGGAAACCUGGAGAAGCUUUAUGACUUCCACAGUCACUAUUUCCUACCAGAGCUGGAGGCCUGCCAGAGGGAACCUGCCAUGGUGGCCCGAUGCUUCCUUAGACAUUGUGACAGUUUUGGCCUGUACGCUCUGUACAGCAAAAACAAACCUCAGUCUGAUGCCCUGAUCCUGCACCGUCGGCAUGACAUCUUCAAGAGGAAGCAGCAGGAGCUUGGAGACAUGAUGGACCUAUCAUCCUACCUGCUGAGGCCCAUCCAAAGAAUCAGCAAGUACAGCCUCCUGCUGCAGGACAUGCUAUCCCUAGCUCGCUCAUACAGGCCAAAAGACAUGAUCCAGGAUACGCUGCAUACUAGUGUGUCUGCACAAAAUGUAUGCAGCCUAGGCGCCUAUUUGCCUGAUCUGACAACCGGUGAAAGGGAGCGGGAGAAGGCUGAGAUCCAAGCUGCCGCAGACCUGGUUCGGUUUCAGAUGCGCCAUGGCAAUGAUUUGCUCACCAUGGACGCCAUCCAGGACUGUGACGUAAAUUUGAAAGAGCAGGGUCAGCUGGUUCGCCAGGAUGAGUUCACAGUUCUCUUUAGGAAGAAGAAAUGUGUCCGCCGCGUUUUUCUCUUUGAAGAACUCAUCCUCUUCAGCAAGACCAAGAAGACAGAUAUCGGCAACGAUGUGUAUGUCUACAAGCAGUCAUUCAAGACGAGUGACAUCGGGAUGACUCACAACUCAGGUGUGAGUGGUUUGUGUUUUGAAAUCUGGUUCCGUAGGAGAAAAAUUGAGGACACCUAUACCCUGAAGACUUCCAGCAUGGAGCUGAAGAAAGCCUGGACCACUGACCUGGAGAGGAUUCUGUGGGAUCAAGCCAAUCACAGCAGAGAGCUGCGCUUGCAGGAGAGGGUGUUUAUGGGGAUGGGCCGCAAACCAUUCAUGGACAUUCAACCCAGUGAUGCCGCCAUCUGUGACCGAGCUGUCAGCUGUGCUCUACCAGGGAAAAUCCCUGUGGCCUGUUGUUCAUACAGGGGCUUAGAAUAUCCACGGCCACACUCCAUUGGCUCCGGUAGCACCGCCUCGACCACCAUCAGCCAAUCAUCUUCCUCCUCUGGACGAGGUUCUCUGCCCCCUGCUGGUUAUUCUGGAAACCAGUCCCAAGGAUUGGAAUCUAGUCCUGUUGGCUGCUCCUCCCCUGAAGCUGUAAUUGAUAAUGAACUAAACAAUCACCAUCUCCGUCAGCAUCAUCUUCAUCGUAACAGUGAACCGUGGAGAAGUCAUCCUACCCUGGUUGACAGCACUGAAUCAUCAGGAGAAUGCAACAACCACUUCAGCAGCUCAGACCGCAGCUGCCUGUCUGCCAUCAGUGGAGAGGUAUUGGAUGACUCCUCCUCGUUCAUAUCCCAGAGGUCUGUGCAGCGCCCACCACUUAUUCGGACCCCCAGCAUGAGUAAAAACAGCUCACCAGCGGUUACAAGAAAGAAACUAGGUGUCGCUCUGAAACCUUCACAUCUGGCAAAUGCUCAGGUACAGAGUGAUGACAUCAUCAUUGGAAAAUCUACAGAAGUUUAACCCCCUUGAUCCCUACUGAAGAUCAUUGGUCUUCUGAACUUUCCUGCCUCUCUGAGGAUCUUCUGACCUCCAUGCAGAUAGAGUGAGAAAGUUACCUUGUGGCCACACAGUCACAUGGCUGUCAACAAGCUUUUUCACGACACUAUUUCUUCUUUUCAAUGAUUUAUUGAAGCAUUAGUGGUGGGUUGUGUUGGCAUCAUAAGACAGUUGGUAGAAUGAGGAUCACCUGCUUCAUAUGCUGACUGAUGCCACCAUUGGAACAAAGAAGAUGAAACUGCUACGUGGGCACUGUGGUUAACAGUUGACAGACUGAGAGAACUACACACAUGUGAACAAGCAAAUUUUUUGCCUAUUCAGUCUCACAAUACUUGCCUUUCUGUUUUCACACGGGAGGAUCAUCAUCACCCAGUCAAAGGAGACAUAUGACAUGUACUUUGAUCAAACGCCUGUUCUGUGCGGAGUGUAAAAAUAUUAAUUAUUAUAAGCAAUGAUUAAAGAUGAUUUUUUUUUUGUCACAUGAGUGAAAAGCUAUAAUGGAACAAUUGUUCCAGAGUGGCAUCUGUAUUUGAGAGCUAACCACACAUAUGGGAGAGCACUUGCAUCCAGUGUCACAAGUGAAAUUCAUUUCUCCAUGUUUGCUGCUCCUUUUUAUUCAUCAGCUGUGAAGUGUUGUGUAACUAGCAGUUUUAGGUCCCAUUGUUCUUUUAAAGCAGGACAUCAUUGUUUUGGUUAGAAGAUGACAAGGGAAACACAGCAGACCAAAACAAAGCUCAAGUCCUGAGCUUUCCUCUGGCCAUAAGCCCAGUGCUAGCUACAGACGCUUUAUUAAUUUAAGACCAUAUGUGGAUACACAUGUGGAUGUUGCAGCUCAUACAGAGAACUAAAAUCAUUUGUUAAUAAGAAAUGGAGAUGUUAAUACAUACACCUUAAAGGAUUCUUAAUCAUUUCUUUUUGAAGAAGUUUUAGCUUUCUGCUGUGUUUGUAAACACAUACUUUUUACAUUUCCUUCACUGGAUAUUGUUACAGUAGUCUUAUAUUAACUAAUUUAUCCAAAGGAACAGACCACUUGUUUGCAUGUUUGAACACCCUGAUUUGAAUUGCUUUAGGCCUUAUAUAGUUCAUUGUCCACAUACUUCAUACAGACACAGUAUCUGACUUUCAGGUAAAAACCACUUCCUGGUAUUAAGGGUCCACUAAUGGUUCCACACUGAUCAAACUUCCAGCUUUAUACUCAUUAAAAUGACCGUCACAGAAAAGUGUUUUUUUUUUAAGAACAUGAAAAUGCUUUUGUUUUUGUUUCAUAGAAAAGUCAUUUAAAAAGAUGUUUUUUUCAACCUCUGAAUAUUGUUGGUGCAAAAAGUAUAAAAAGCUAUGACAAGAGCUUGAAACACAGAGGUCAAAAGGUGAAGCUCUGUGUAAUGUUUUUUUUCAAUCCACUAACUCCAAUGACACAACUUUUUAUUGUUUGAUCUUUUUAAUUGAUUACUUACAUUUCCCAAAGGUUUUGUUUGUCAACGUGUUUAUUCAUUUUAUUGUUUCUUGUUUAAAUGUGGGGUCAAUGCUAUUCUUUUUUUCUUUCUUUCUGUCUAAAGUUUUCUUGAAGAGAUGUUUCAUUGUAGUUUCUUUCCUCUGAACUCUGUUACCUUCAAGAAAUAAGACAGACUGUAGUAACACGAAGAUAACGAAAGUCUGUGAAAAAAGUUUCACUUCUUUAUUCGGAUAAUGCAUCAGUUCCCCAGAAGGACAGGCGUAGACACUGUUGCACAACUCAUCAGUUUAAGCUGGGGUAGGUUUAAGGUCAGUCCUGACACAUUUAGUUCCCUAUAGCUAAAAAUAUAUUCACUGUACAGUAAAUAUACAAUUUACCCAUUCUGUGGUACUCAUUUCAUUUAUACACAACUCUUGAGUUUCUUGUAUCAGUAUGCCAGAUUAGAGAAUAAUUUAAUUUCAUGAGCUGUUCAAGAUAAUCGACAAUCCUGAAAGAAUGAGUUCUGUCACCCUGAGCUGAAUGUGAGAAAUAUGUAUUUAUUGUAUUUUCUAUUUAAUUAUUUGGAAAAUAAAAAACAGUAAAAAAAACUAUCUAUUGUUUUGGAU